AUUUGUUAUGUGGUGUCAUUACAAGGAGUUUGAGUAGUUGGUGUCAUAACUAGUUUUCACAAUCUAUCAAGCAUAGGACUAGGCCUACAUACCUUAGAUGUGGCCCGACAGUCAGGAUGUUUAGCAAGGCUCUGCCCAAGGGAUGUUUCCUGUGUUUAACUCUAAAUUUGUCAUUUUUCCGUUUCACAAUGCUGUAAAAGCCUUUGUUUUCUUUGUGUUGUACAAAUGUCUGUCAACAGAUUGCAAAUACAAACAUCAGGCAUACAGGAUGGGAAAGUUUUUACAGUAGACUUGAAUUGUGCGAACGUUAAUGAUGAUUGGAGAAAUGCAUCAAAUUGACUCCAAAAACUGUAAAAAUAAAUUGUUAUGUAGAUGUCGAGAGAUUCAGAAUUAUCUUCCUUCAAAGGAAAAAGUACGGGAACAGAAACAAAAGAAGGAGGCGUAAACUGGUGAUCUGUGGGUGGUGCUAACCUUAUCUCACUGACUGCCCCCUUCGAUGCAAAGAGACCAAUCGUGUCUGGGUAUUUGGUUUCGGAGGGAAAUUAUAGGACGUUGUGGGUGUGUGAAGUGACGCAGUCUGCUAUUUACAUAGAACGUAAUGUAUAUAUACACCGGGUAACUCCAGUAGUAGUACGCAUUCAAUUUUUACUAAUUGAACAGACUAAAAUGCCUGAUCCAGCUAAACCUGCGCCGAAGAAGGGCUCUAAGAAAGCCGUGACAAAGUCCGCCGGUAAAGGAGGCAAGAAGCGUAAGAGGACCAGGAAGGAGAGCUAUGCCAUCUACAUCUACAAAGUCAUGAAGCAGGUCCACCCCGACACCGGUAUUUCUUCCAAAGCGAUGGGCAUCAUGAAUUCCUUCGUGAAUGAUAUUUUUGAACGCAUCGCCGGAGAAGCCUCCCGCUUGGCUCACUACAACAAGCGUUCCACUAUCUCUUCCAGGGAGAUCCAGACCGCAGUGCGUCUGCUUCUUCCCGGUGAGCUGGCCAAGCAUGCCGUGUCCGAGGGAACAAAGGCCGUCACCAAGUACACCAGUUCUAAGUAAAGUCUAAUCUUAAACGAACUUCAAUCCAACGGCUCU
Molecule: messenger RNA, 1077 nt
Organism: Alosa sapidissima (American shad)
Lineage: Eukaryota; Metazoa; Chordata; Actinopteri; Clupeiformes; Clupeidae
Product: histone H2B 1/2-like
Exons: 1
Coding region: 667-1041 (124 amino acids)
Cellular component (GO): nucleosome
Molecular function (GO): structural constituent of chromatin; DNA binding; protein heterodimerization activity
Source: RefSeq, a predicted model, not a curated record